Messenger RNA from Phaedon cochleariae (mustard beetle), 1515 nucleotides. The record is from the annotation of a GenBank genome assembly. NCBI's taxonomy places the organism in Eukaryota, Metazoa, Arthropoda, Insecta, Coleoptera, Chrysomelidae.
AUGUUGACUGCAGAAUUCUAUGCUGGUGUCGAUAUACUCAUGAAAUCCGUGCAAUUCAAGUUAUCCAUUUCCUCAUUAGAUACCUUUUACGUGAUUGGAAGCACGACAUAUUGUUUAAUGUCCUACAUAGAUAGUUCGGAGUGUCAUCAGCUUCAGGAAAAACAUGACUUGAAUCUUAUCUGUGAUACUGUUUACCCCAUGUGGCUGCCAUUCGACCUCCCCCAAAAUUCCUUACGGUAUAUAAUUAUCUCCAUCCAAAUUGUGGCUGCUGAAAUGGCAGUGAUCCCUGCUGCCUGUGUUAAUUUUCUCAUAUGGGAGGCUGUGGAAAUAAUCUCUAUCCACAUUCAUCAGCUGAAACAGCAAUUCAAGAAAAUAAUUGAAGAAACAAAAUUCAAAACCAGGCCAGAUGGUUUAGCUUCAUGGGUGCAAAAUCAUAACCAUAUUCUUAGGCUCGCCGAGGGAUUGAGGAAUCUUGUGAAAACAACGAUGGGGUUUGUUUACCUCCUUGCUGCAAUAAACUUAGGUUGUUUGGAAAGCCAAAUGAUGAAAAUCCAACCUAUUUGUGGUGUGCUAUACUGGUCCGGAUGGACCGUAGCACUCAUGUUGAUAUGUCACUCAGGUGCAAGGCUGAUGGAGGAAAUUGUCUCUGUUGGUGCUGCCAUCUCAGAAUCACAGUGGUAUAUCACUGAUGGUGAAACCAAGAAAGAUAUCGUGUUCAUACUUCUCAGAUCACAAAAACCUAUAUACUUAGAAGCCGCACCAAUUGGUAUCUUGAACUAUGGAUUAUUUGUGAUGCUGAAACAGCAUUUCAAGAAAAUAAUUGAAGAAAGAAAAUUCAAAACCAGGCCAGAUGGUUUAGCUUCGUGGGUGCAAAAUCAUAACCAUAUUCUUAGGCUCGCCGAGGGAUUGAGGAAUCUUGUGAAAACAACGAUGGGGUUUGUUUACCUCCUUGCUGCAAUAAACUUAGGUUGUUUGGAAAGCCAAAUGAUGAAAAUCCAACCUAUUUGUGGUGUGCUAUACUGGUCCGGAUGGACCGUAGCACUCAUGUUGAUAUGUCACUCAGGUGCAAGGCUGAUGGAGGAAACUGUAUCUGUUGGAGCAGCUAUUUCAGAAUCGAAAUGGUAUAUGGCUGAUCUUGAAACACAAAGAGAUAUCACUCUAAUAUUACUGAGAACACAGAAACCAAUAUCCUUGGAAGCCGUGCCUUUCGGUAUCGUCAACAACGAAUUUUUCAUUCAGGUGAUUCGAGCCUCGUUCUCUUUCAUGAGUCUGCUGAACCAAACCCGUUAAAUACCGAAUCAAUGGAAUAACAAUAAUUGUGAAAUUGAUAUUAAUAUUUCGUAUUAUGGCACCAAAAAAAUAACACUGUAUCAAAUUCACACUAUGAUUAUAUUCCUCAACUGAUUACUAACACAUUUGCUCAUUGCAUCAUACAAUGAUACAAGUAAUUAUUAAAAUGUUAUAAAAAUAUUGAAAAUAUUAUAUCUACUGGUAAUCUGCUUUGUGAUAUUUUCA